AUGGCAAAUUUUAAUGGAGACGAUGUACACGCACCUCCCAAUGCACCGGACACCAUCACUAUCUUGGACCAGGACGCACCACUACUUCACCUCAUGACCAUAAUUCGCAACGUUAACACAGACCAUCGGGAUUUUUGCUCCGCGGUCGAAAAGGUGGCACGCCGACUUGUAUCGACAGCCCUGAACCACGUUCCAAUUGAGCCAUAUACUAUCACAACUCCAAUCAAUACGACAUACCAAGGUGUUCGUUUUACAAAAGGCGUUUGUGGUGUAAGCAUCCUGCGGGCAGGAACAAGUAUGGAGCAGGUCCUCCGAGAGACGUGGAUGGGACCGCUGAGUUUCGGAAAACUAUUGAUCCAACGAGAUGAGACUACAUGUCGUGCAGAGAUCUAUUAUUCCAAGCUACCCCCUCAGAUCACAAAAGAUGGUAAGGGGAAUUCCUUGUCCUCGUGA
Molecule: messenger RNA, 453 nt
Organism: Aspergillus terreus NIH2624
Lineage: Eukaryota; Fungi; Ascomycota; Eurotiomycetes; Eurotiales; Aspergillaceae
Exons: 3
Coding region: 1-453 (150 amino acids)
Source: RefSeq, a predicted model, not a curated record